Molecule: messenger RNA, 238 nt
Organism: Linderina pennispora
Lineage: Eukaryota; Fungi; Kickxellomycota; Kickxellomycetes; Kickxellales; Kickxellaceae
Exons: 1
Source: RefSeq, a predicted model, not a curated record
AUGGAGCAAGCCAGCAACCAAGCGGAAGAGUGUCUGAAGACGCUAAUGGCCAAGGAGAAGGUUGGGUGUGGGCUCCCGAUGGAUGCCAACAGGGUUAUCAUGUAUUUUCAUUCCCCAAUUCUGUCACUCUACACAUUCAGCAAACCACGAAUCUUCGCAUACAAGGACGAGAUAGUCGAACUUUUGGAUACAAUCGAGUACUUUGCAAAUAGUGACUAUGGAUCCGCUUCUGAUGACG